This is a messenger RNA of Gymnodraco acuticeps, 3275 nucleotides long. It is a transcript of the gene ppp1r2, whose product is annotated as protein phosphatase 1, regulatory (inhibitor) subunit 2. The coding region runs from base 252 to 902 and encodes 216 amino acids. Gene Ontology annotation, molecular function: protein phosphatase inhibitor activity. Lineage: Eukaryota; Metazoa; Chordata; Actinopteri; Perciformes; Bathydraconidae. The record is from RefSeq and is a predicted model, not a curated record. Gene Ontology annotation, biological process: regulation of signal transduction. The transcript has 6 exons.
UGCUGUUGCCCCCCCCACCACCAGUCAGCGAACAACCGGAGACUAGCUAGACAUGCAGAACCGCCAGUGCACGUAGGAUAUACCACAUAUUUCUCCUGAGUUUAUGAAAGAGCAUUGAGUUAUGACGGGGAGCAUGUUUUAAAAUAGAACCUAUCUUUGUUCAUUGAGUCGCAGGAAGAAAUAACCGAAUCAGAAAAUCACUUGAAGGGAAGAAAUAGUUGCGCGCCAGGUCUGACCGUCAACGUGUGGGAAUGGCAUCUCCCCGGCCGAUAAAAGGCAUCCUUAAAAACAAGAACAGCAGGACAAACGUCAAAUCCCUGCCUGAAGAAGAACCGGGAGAGAAUGCCGAACAAGCUCCUGUACUCUCGGAAGAUGACGCACAGAAGAAAUCCCAGAAAUGGGACGAGAUGAACAUCCUGGCCACGUACCACCCGGCCGACAAAGACUAUGGCCUGAUGAAGAUCGAUGAACCCAGCACUCCUUACAACAGGAUGGUGGGGGAAGACGAGGAUGAAGGGGCGCUGAGUGACACGGAGGGCCACAGCGGACUCGCAGCGGACGACCUGGCAUCAAAGCUGGUAGCUGCCGAGGGCUCAGAGCCUCGUUUUAUGAAGGAAGAAGAGGAAGAAGAAGAUGAAGAUAGCAGCGAGGAGGAGGAAGAGGAGCUUUCUCCUGAAAAUCAAGCCAAAAAGACGCAUUUCGUGAUGAUGAGGAAGAUGCACUACAAUGAGGGCAUGAACAUCAAGUUGGCCCGGCAACUCAUUGCCAGCGAGCUAGAGGAAGACGAGGAUGUAGAUGAAGAGAUGACGGACGACACAGAGGAGACAAGGGAGGAGACGAGGGAGGAGACGGAGGAGAUCAGUGUGGACCCGCCACAGGAAGCUGAUUCUCUGGACUCGUAGACGAGGUUCCCCCCCACCCCCUGUGUGUCGGCUCAGGAUCCUGACAGACGCUGAUCUGAUUUUAAAGCUACGCCGUACAGCAGACACCGCUUUACCACUCAUGUAACAAACCUCAACAGCCAACAACCUCCCGGUCACCUGUUCCUUAGAACUGUGCAAUAUAACCUUCAAACUCUCUGCUUUUUAACUCCCAGAAGCAGUACAACACACAAGAGAAGACUGUUGCCUCUCCCCCCCCCCCCCCCCUCUCCUGUUGCCAAGAAUUCCCCCUCCUACCUCCUCUGGACUGUCGUCGCACUGAAUGAUAUGUGAUUCUGACCUUGGAAGGAGGAUCAAAAAGAAAUAAAACAUUAAAAAACCAACUGCUGAAUACCAGGGCUCUCUCUGCGUCACCCCUGCAGGAAGCCAGGGGAAACCCCGCGGUCUGACUACAGAUAUCCGAGACAUGGCACUGAUUCUGGGUGCACUUCAGACGGUUCUUAUUUUUGUUUCACUUUGUUUUUUUUACACAUUUUCUUUCCACCGUCAGUAUAUUUUGUGAUUUAAAAAGUUGGACAGGGUGAUGACCAGAGAGGUUUGUUUUUGUCCCUUCGUCUGACCUGGUACGUCAGGUAGGCUCUUCAUAUUGGAAUAAAGUGUUAAGGUCACUGAAGAGCUAUGUCUCUAAAAGCACAAUAUGGCCUACAUUAUCCAAAUGCAAAAAAACCAUCUUACCUGUGCUGUGGUUUCUCAUGUUGAUGCUUACAGUUAGCUGUUUGGCUUUUUGCGUAAGAUCAUAAAAAAAACACUGAUUGUGAGUAUUAUAUUGGCAUGAUGCUGAUUUCUGCCCAGAACUUAUUACAUUCUGUCUUUACGAGCAAGAACACCACAUUAAACCUUAUUUCAAAUCUGGCAAUACAACAAAAACAUGUAUACCUCACAGAAUCUACACAACAUAGGUAUUUUAAAUCUACUUUUCAAUUUGAAGUACAGGUUUUCUUACAAGAGAAACUUGUUUUGUAUUGGUAAAAGGUUUUAACAUUUAAUGAGAUAUUUCCAAAUUAGAUUGAAAGAAAAGCUGAUAAUUAACAUUUCAAGCUGUUCAGUUAGUUAGGCCCCUGAGUUUUUCAUAGUCAUAGGAUAAGUGAAAUCGGCACGUAUAACCUUUUAUCUCUUUAAAAUAGUAGGAGGGACAGUGUGUAAGUCCCAUAACAGUGUCUGUCACCAUGCCACAAGGCUCUUAUGUAGAUCUGACACAGAAGAGACCAGCGCUCUCGCUUUAAAAUGGUUUCUAGUAUCUGAUUUGUCAUCGACCAGGUGAGAGUACAGCUUUUUAGGAAAGUUUAAUCUUCAGGAUUGUGUUAACUUAUCACCCAACUUUAUCACACUUGUAUUGAUUGUUGUCUGAUCUACUUAAGUGUCUGUGAGAUGCAGCUUGGGAAUGUCAAAGGAAGAGUCGUUGUGAUGCUACUGACCGCUAAAGGCUAAUUUGAGGUGGAUUUUGUAAUGUGAGAGGUUCCUACAAGUGUCGUGAAAGUCUUAAAAAAUGUUGGAUUGGACACAAAUAUUGAGAAAGAGAACAAUGGUCCUAAUGCAACCGAAAUAGCAUUUUUAAGUUUUUGACUGUCAUCGAUGAGUUGACUAUACAGAGUUGAAUGAUUGCCUUGAGAGAAACGUAUAUAGGAACCCUGAGUACUGUGUGGUGAUCUCUUCAUUUUCUUCUGGCCCUUUAAUUCUUCACAGUGACUGAAAGUGUUGAGCUAUGGGUUUAUAGAAAUACAAAAUAUCAUAGACCAACAGUAUGACUUCUGCAAACUUCUCUUUGCAGUGAAUUUGGUUCUUGUAUUUAAGUUCUAGGUGGCGGUUUGGCUCCAUGACGGAGGUUAAAGCCUCUUUCUCUUGGCCAUCGCCACCAAACAAGCAGCUCUCGUCUGAGCAGUUAAAUAUCACAUGAAUAUUGCAGCAAAAGAGGAAUAUGUGUGGAAAUACAGAUGUUGACGAUACUGUUCUAUUGUGUUCUAUGAAUUGGUGAACAGAUACAAAAAGAAGAUUGGUUCUCGCUCAAGACAAAAGGACAAAAUCGUCCGAAUCAUGACUGACAUGAUCACUCUGUAGGUGGUUAUAAUGUCAAAUGUGCCUCUUAUGUAUUUAUGUACAUGUGUGUAAAAAUAACAGGCUAUGCUCCGAUUUACUGUUUUGUUCACUGUCUUGCUUUUUCAUACUGCACCUCUUCUGCCGUGUUUGGUUUGUUUUCUAAGAAUGACAGACUGUUAAGCACUGUGUGUCUGUCCCACAAAUGACUUGGAUGUCCAGUUUGCAUGUCCUUAAUCAUCAGAUUGCGUGUAUUCUGUUAUUGUUUUUGUCGCCUAUCAUUAAACAAAUGUUGUUAGGAAC